Molecule: messenger RNA, 2181 nt
Organism: Paralichthys olivaceus (Japanese flounder)
Lineage: Eukaryota; Metazoa; Chordata; Actinopteri; Pleuronectiformes; Paralichthyidae
Source: RefSeq, a predicted model, not a curated record
GUUUGCACGAGUCUUUCACCAGGAAAUAAGGGAUACGUGUGGAGAAGAAGAAAAAGAAGACGAAGAAGAAGAAUAGAAAAAAAAAGAAGAAGAAGAAAAAAGAAGAAGAAAAGAGAAAGGAGAAGAAGAUGAAGAAGAAGUAGUAAGAAGAAGAAGUAAUAAGAAGAAGAAGUAAUAAGAAGAAGAAGAAGCAGAAGAAGCAGAAGCUGUCUCGCCUCUUCCUCACAGGAUGGACAUGUCCAGCAGGCUGCUGAUGUGGCAGGAGCUGGCUGAGAGCUGUGGUCUCACUACAGUGCAGCAGGGCCUGCAGCAGGUCUGGAGACUGAUGCUGCUCUGCCUCAUCUGCAGACUGUGCUUCACACUUGGAGGUUUGUCCACUGUGAAGCAUGUAGUUUCAGUCUUGGCUGGGAUGUACAGCCUCUACCUCUUUUUUGAGUUCCAAAUGCUGUGGGUGCUGUUGCUCAGUGCACUCUGUUACCUUGCUCUGCUCCUCAGUCGAGACUCCUGCACCAGAGGCCCCUUCCUCUCGGUUGUUAUCCUCAUCUACCUCCUUAUUGGAGAGCUGCAGUUAAUUGAUAUGGUGACCUGGCAUAAGAUAAGAGGCUCUCAGAUGGUGGUGGCCAUGAAGGCCAUCUCUCUGGCCUUUGACCUGGAUAGAGGUGCAGUGAACAGCCUCCCCUCCCCAGCUGAGUUCCUGGGCUAUCUUUUCUUCGUGGGCACUGUUAUAUUUGGUCCUUGGAUCAGCUUCUCCAGUUAUAAGAAUGCUAUUGAAGGCAGAAAACUGAGCUGGAGGUGGCUACAGAGUUCAUUCCUCAGCCUCCUGAAGAGUCAGAUCUGUUUGCUGGUCUCCACUUGCAUCGGCCCUUACCUCUUCCCUUUCUUCAUACCCAUCUAUGGAAACACAGUCUCGCAGAAGUGGCUUCAUGCUUAUGAGAAUGCAGUGUCCUUCCACUUCAGCAACUACUUUGUUGGUUACCUAAGUGAAGGCACCAGCAAGCUAGCUGGAACAGGAUUCACUGAAGAAAAAGACAACACCAGAUGGUAAUGCACAGUGAGAAGUAUCAAUGCUUCACUUCCUGCGACUGCCGUUGAGUCAGUUUCGUCUUCUCAACUAAUGUUUCAGUGGCUUCCGCUCCAUGUUUUUAAAAAUGCAAUGAAACUGGGGACAUUUUCAGCCAUCCUGGUGACAUAUAUUAUGAGAAGAAAACUAAUCUCUGGUCUGAGUUUUCACCUGGGAGCAGUUCUGCUCUCUUUGGGAUUCAUCACAUAUGUUGAACAUGUUUUGAGAAAGAGGCUUGCAUCCAUCUUCAGUGCCUGUAUCCUUUCCAGGUCCUGUAAUGCCGGAUGCGCCCAUCAGCACAAGAAGGAGUAUUGGGUUGUGGCAUUGAACCUGGUUUUCAGCCUCCUGGCAAUCUUCCACCUCACGUACCUGGGAUCUAUGUUUGAUCCUGGAGUUGAUGAACAUGAGUUAGAUGAGGGUUACGCAGCCAUCCACACCAUCCAGAGGUGGUCAGAACUGAGCUGGGCGAGCCACUGGGUGGUUUUUGCCUGUUGGGUCUUCUACCGUUUAAUACAGUGAUACACUGACGGAUGGAACAGAUGACGAGGCGGGCAGACACCAAGUACUUCACAUUAUGAUGGGGUUUGUGUGAGUGAAUGUCAUGAUGUUAUCGAUGGGAAUGAAGGGGGUCUGCUGGAAAGAACUUGUUGGACAGAAAGGUGACUGCAUCUGUACUCAGGUGGUUCUCACAAAUGAAUGAUACAAAAGAAAUAAACCUUUUCAGACCUGCAUGUAGUUGUGACCAAUGCAAUGACCAAGUAGAGUGGAAAUGUAGCACAUGCCUGCAGUAAACUGUAUGAGCCCUGUGCAUACUGGGCUAAAGAAUAAUUUUAGGACAUAUUGAAAUGAACUGCAGACAAGUCGUAGUCCACUAACUUGAAUUCAUUUAAAUAAGAAGGAAAAACACUUCAUGUAAGAGCAAGUAAACUCAGUAUUUGAUUCAAACAUUAGACAGCUAUUUGGACUUUGCUUUUUGCAUUGUUACAGUUGGAAUGUUGGUGUUUGACAAUGUUCAUGUCCAGAAAUAUUUCAGCAUGUCUCAAGUAUACAUAUAUGCCCUGUUUAUAUAUAUAUAUCUUUUUUUAACUAGUGUUAUUUUUUUCUAUUAAAUAUUUCAUUUG